Saitoella complicata NRRL Y-17804 is the source of this 1024-nucleotide messenger RNA. RefSeq lists its product as uncharacterized. The coding region runs from base 47 to 1024 and encodes 325 amino acids. The record is from RefSeq and is a predicted model, not a curated record. Lineage: Eukaryota; Fungi; Ascomycota; Saitoellomycetes; Saitoellales; Saitoellaceae. The transcript has a single exon.
GCCUGGAGCUGUGCACCCAAGUAAAGUGUGGACGGUUGAUCGUGAGAUGGGCCGUUUAAGGGAAGAGUUGGCUGCUGCCCACCGCCGUGCACACGGCGCUGUUAAGGCAAAGACCGAGAUGGAAGAGAAGCUCGCGAAGACUGCAUCCAAUUUGGAAGCUUCGCGCAAACAAAACCAGCUCUUCCAGAAACAGCUCGAUAAGCACGAACAACUCCGCCACAACCUCUCUCUAGACCUCGAUGAGCGAUACCAGCAAUUCAUGACCGCACAAGCCGAUGCCGAGAAAGCCAUCGAGUCGCUUACGAUGCGUUGUCUCGCUGCCGAGCGUGACGCCGAGGCCUCCAAGUUUGAGGCACAGACCUACAAGAGCAAGUGGCAGAGUCUUGCAGAUCAGGAGAAGACUAGGAUUGAAGAGGAGCACGAGAUGGCUGUACAACUCAGUAACGCCGCCAAGGAUGUGCAGAAGCAUCUCGAGGUGAACCACACCCUGCAUCAGCGUCUUGCGGAGUCUGUUACGAGAGCUGAGAAGGAGCAGGAGCAGGCCAAGGCACGCUACGGUACUCUUCGUGAGAACCUCGCCUUGGUCGAGUCCGAGCUCGCGCAGGUCAAGGCCGAGACUGCGAUGGAGAUGAGAAGGCGUGAGGGCGAACUCGAGCAAGUUAAGGAAGGACACAAGAAUAACUUGAUGAUGAUCAAGUCCGCAAUGCACAUCACCAGUCCGGGUGUUUCCGCAUCUCCGUUGUUGACACCUCUUUCGCCACUCCUGAAGUCACCUCGUCUUUCGUGGUCUGCGGCGUCUCGUGGCCCACUCUCGGCAUUUCCUGUCGGUACUUCUCAAGUCGAGGUCCUCGAGGGCCACGUCAAGGAACUGGAGGAUGCGUUGAAGGAAGCUGAGACGGAGUGUUUGGGUGUCAUCGAGAGAAUGCAGAUGGCACAAAUCGAGAUUAUCGAGCUCGUUGGCGAGAGAGAUGAGGCGAGACGGAAGUUGAGGACCUUGGAGACGAAAAUGAGGAUUGGUAUUUAA